AUGUGGAGUCAUGGCAACGAAGUCCUCGAAGCGAGUCGCGAUAAGGAGGUCGCUGUUGAAAUUGCCACCGCUCUAACAAAUAUUGUCACUGAGGAGGAUCCAACUCGUCCAUCAACUGCAUCCAUCUAUCGGUCCACUCCUGGCGAAGCAUUUCCAAAUGCCUUGCAAGUCUUGGGAAUUAAUUACCUCGGAGAAGGAGCUCGUUAUGGAGAGGCAUACGUCAAUCUCACGGGCUACAGGACGGACCCACUGUAUAAACCGUUUCACGAGGAAUACCCGGAUAAGAUGGUUCUGGGGACCGAAGUCGCCGCUUCCGCAAGCACCCGAGGUACUUUUACCUUUCCUGUUACCGAGUAUGAAAGCUGUCCGAUAGAUGACAGUCAUGGCGGUAACUCGACGAAAAGCACUGUAAGUGGAUAUGAGCUCUAUACAGCCGACUCUGGCUCGUCUCCAGACCGAGUUUUUAGGGCACAGGACGAAUAUCCUUUCGUUGCUGGUGGCAUCGUAUGGAGCGGUUUCGACUACCUUGGUGAACCAGUUCCCUAUCGCACUACGGCUCGCAGCUCCUAUUUUGGGAUCGUUGAUCUGGCCGGGUUCAAAAAAGAGAGGUUUUUCUUAUAUCAAUCACGUUGGCGUCCUGAUCUGCCGAUGGCACAUAUUGUGCCGCAAUGGAACUGGCGAGAGCACAGCGGCUUAGUCACUCCAGUCCAUGUCUUUACAUCUGGUGAUGAAGCAGAACUGUUCAUAAACGACGAGUCACAAGGCCGGAAGAAAAAGGAAGCCCUCGAGUAUCGUUUGCGGUGGGACGACGUUAUCUAUGCGGCGGGAACUCUUUCCGCCGACCGAAUCAAGAUCGCUGCAGAUGGAGAGGACUUGUCUUUUGUUACGUUGGCUGUUGUUGACAGUGAUGGCAACACGGUGCCAGAAGCUGCGAACAAGAUUACAUUCUCGGUGGACGGGCCGGGAAAGAUUGUGGCUACAGACAAUGGUUUGCCUACAGACAUGAACCGCUUCCCUUCCUCAACUCGAAACGCAUUUAGUGGUUAUGCGCUUGCUAUAAUCCUCACAAGUCCAUCGAAGGCGCUCCAGGGCCUCAUUAACUUCAUUCAGAGUUUUCAAGCCAAACAGAUCAAUGAGCAAUGCGAGAUGAGAUCAGUCGUUGUAAUAAUGCCGACUCAACGGACGCUGCUGGGAGCAUCUGUAUACGCAGUACUUAUCACAAUCGUCAAGUCCCUCAAGCUCUCUCUGAAUUGGUUCCACAACACGUUCGAUCAAAUCUCCAAGUGA
Molecule: messenger RNA, 1287 nt
Organism: Diaporthe amygdali
Lineage: Eukaryota; Fungi; Ascomycota; Sordariomycetes; Diaporthales; Diaporthaceae
Exons: 5
Coding region: 1-1287 (428 amino acids)
Source: RefSeq, a predicted model, not a curated record